ACAGAAUUAGAAAAAAAAAAAAAAAAAAACCAACACAACACCACCAGUAUAUUCACUGCAGAAACACCAAAUCCGAUACCGGAAAGUGAGCGGAUCGUGAACGGAAUCGUCUCUGGCGACUGACGCCAUCAUCGGCUUUAAUCUUCUGUGUGUACUCGAUACUUUAUUGCAUAAUCAAACGGGAUCUGAACUGAAUCUAGCACAAUCUUUGUGCCAGGAUUAAAGUUAUCGAUAUCUGAUAUAGUCAUCAAGACUAACAAAGACUAUGAUUGAACCUCUACCGUUAGUUUCGUCUCUCUCUCCUUCUGUUCUCACCUUUCUAGACAACAAACUACACACGCCUUACAAUCUUCUAGAAGCUUCUAGACUUGUUUCUGAGUUGCAGAAUGACUGUCAUCUUUUGGAUCAAAACCUCGCAGAUUUAAACAAAAAGCUCGGUUCCUGUUUGGUUGCUUACUCUACACACUCAGAUCAAGUAGGCAUCCUCUUCAACAAUAUAAACGCCAAAAUAAACAGUUUCCGAUCUUCUAUAUCAGAUGGUGACGAAGGAAAGCAAAAGGAAAGAUCAGAAACUUUCUUGGGGAAGGAGUUACCCGCACUUGCUCGCGAAGUGGCUCGGGUUGAGGCAGUUCGAGUGUAUGCUGAAACUGCAUUGAAACUUGACUCCUUGGUUGGGGAUAUCGAAGAUGCUGUUUCGUUUAGUGUAAAUAAAAACUUAAGGAAGCCAACAUCCGCCCAGAAUUCAACGGAGGGAGUGCAUUUUGCUGCUAUUAACGCUCUCAAACUAGCGGAAAAUGUUUUAACCACAGUUUCGAAAACACGCCCACAAUGGUCCCGCCUAAUCUCAGCCGUUGAUCACAGAGUAGAUCGAGCAUUAGCCAUUUUACGACCACAAACAAUCGCUGAUUACCGAUCUCUCUUGACCUCACUUAACUGGCCACCGCCUCUAUCCACUUUAAACCCUUCUAAUUCGGAACAAAAAACAUCAUCGGAAUCCACAAAUCCCCUUUUCACAAUGCACGGUGAGCUAAAAAAACAAUACUGUGACGGUUUUCUCGCACUAUGCAAACUACAAGAACUGCAAAAACAACGAAAAUCCCGACAACUUCAGGGGCAUGACGGUCAAUUUACAUUUACUCUGCAUCAGCCACUUUGGGCCAUUGAAGAGCUUGUGAACCCUAUUUCGAUUGCGUCUCAACGACAUUUCGCGAAAUGGGUUGAUAAACCCGAGCUUAUUUUUGCGUUAGUUCAUAAAAUAACCCGGGAUUACGUCGAUUCGAUGGAUGAGUUGUUGCAGCCGCUCGUUGAUGAAGCGAUGCUAUCAGGUUAUUCUUGUAGGGAAGAAUGGAUUUCGGCUAUGGUUACAUCUUUAUCGACUUAUAUGGCGGAAGAGUUAUUUCCCAUUUAUAUAAAUCAGCUAGAUGACGAAAAUCGUUCUCAAGCGAAAGUAUUUUGGUUGCAUUUCAUUGACUUAAUGAUUUCUUUCGAUAAGAAAGUCAAAACUCUCGUAGCGCAAUCGGGAAUCACGUUAUCCGUUGACGAGGAUGAUAACAUGCAAAAGAUUUCGUCUUUAUCGGUUUUCUGUGAUAGGCCCGAUUGGCUCGAUUUAUGGGCCGAAAUAGAACUCAGUGAUGCAAUUGAUAAGCUGACACCCGAAAUUGAAGAUGAAAAGAAAUGGUCAACCGAGGUCAAAGAAUCUGCGCUUGUUUUAGGUUCGGAAGCUUACAGGUCACCUGCGAUUUCGAGUGCGUUUCUUCGGCGUUUAUCAUCUAUAAUCGAACGUUGUAAAUCGAUUCCGAGUGUUCAGUUGAGAUCAAGGUUUAUUAGAUUGGCGGGUGCACCGAUUAUACAUCGGUUUUUGGAUUUCUUACUUUUGAAAUGCCAAGAAGCCGAAGGGCUGACUGCUUUGACCGACGACGAUGCUUUGAUUAAAGUGACGAUAUCCAUCAACGGUUCGCACUACUUCGAGUCGGUUUUAAAGGAAUGGUGUGAAGAGGUAUUUUUUCUAGAAAUGGGAUUAGACGGUGAGUAUAACUCCGGUGGUAUAAUCGACGAGGAAAUACGUAAACUGGAAACGUUUAGAACCGAAUGGGUCGAGAAGCUAUCGAAGGUCGUUCUCCGAGGUUUCGAUGCUGCUAGUCAUGAAUAUAUUAAAAAUAAAAAACAAUGGACGGAAAAGACGGAAGAAGGUUGGGCAGUGUCGAAAUCAUUCAUCGGGGCUCUCGAUUAUUUUCAGGCGAAAAUGUCAAUACUGGAAACGAAUUUAAACAAGAUCGAUUUUGUUGCGGUUUGGAGAAGCCUUGCGUCUGCUAUAGAUUCUUUGUUUUUCAAUGGUAUUUUUAUGAGUAAUGCUAAGUUUAAUGACGCUGGUGUAGAAAGACUCGAUAACGAUAUGAUGGUUUUGUUUGGCGUGUUUAAAUCUUGGUGUUUGAGACCCGAAGGGUUUUUCCCAAAAUUGAGCGAGGGAUUGAAGUUAUUAAAAAUGGAGGAUAAACAGAUUCGCGGCGGUCUAGAAGGUAGUGAAAGGUGGAUCGCGAUGAACAUGAUAAGGCAUCUGACGGUAACCGAGGUGGAAAGAAUCUUGAAAAGUAGGGUUUAUAGCAAUUAAGCUCUGUGAAUGCGCAGAAGAUCUCUGAUUAUAUUCACAUCAACCGCAUUGUGUUCCAUGGAAUCCAACAGUUGAGAUAAUCUUUCGCCUAGAUUGUCCCCUUUCGUUCUCAAGCUCUUUAUGUAGUUGCACGUCUCUUCAAGAAUCUUCGGCGCUGGCACCUAUUUCAUCAUAUCCACACGAAUCCGUUUCGAAUGUUGCUUAAUGACAUGUUCCAAAGAUAUACGAUAAAAAAUGAAAUUACUAAUGUACCCUUGUUUUACUGCAGCGAGAACUCGAAGCUGGUAGUAAUGCUUGUAACUUGGACACUAGAUUAUCGAUCUCAUGUUCUCUGUUCUUAGGAGUUCGUGUUCUUCUGCUAGACAUGAUUGGUUUCACCUUUGUUUUUCUCACUUGUUUUGUAACCAGUUUUAGCUUAAAAAGCCAGUGGAAUUUGUAGAUUGGAGACAUGUGUAGCUACAAAAGAACUAUAAUAUACCAGCAGAUUGCUGUUUUGUCUGCUGCUGAUAAAUAUGAUAUUGGUCUGGGCCCCAAGUGUUUCUUUCUACUGCACUUUAUGGGCCCACAAAAUUUAA
Molecule: messenger RNA, 3183 nt
Organism: Helianthus annuus (common sunflower)
Lineage: Eukaryota; Viridiplantae; Streptophyta; Magnoliopsida; Asterales; Asteraceae
Product: RINT1-like protein MAG2
Exons: 6
Coding region: 266-2608 (780 amino acids)
Biological process (GO): retrograde vesicle-mediated transport, Golgi to endoplasmic reticulum; regulation of ER to Golgi vesicle-mediated transport; endoplasmic reticulum to Golgi vesicle-mediated transport
Cellular component (GO): Dsl1/NZR complex
Source: RefSeq, a predicted model, not a curated record